Molecule: messenger RNA, 1696 nt
Organism: Ricinus communis (castor bean)
Lineage: Eukaryota; Viridiplantae; Streptophyta; Magnoliopsida; Malpighiales; Euphorbiaceae
Product: polyprenol reductase 2
Exons: 5
Coding region: 93-953 (286 amino acids)
Biological process (GO): polyprenol catabolic process; dolichol-linked oligosaccharide biosynthetic process
Cellular component (GO): endoplasmic reticulum
Molecular function (GO): 3-oxo-5-alpha-steroid 4-dehydrogenase activity
Source: RefSeq, a predicted model, not a curated record
UAAACUAAAAGAAUUAGCAGAGUCCAUUUAUACAGCAACAAACAUGUUUGUUUUGUUAUAUCACAUUUAUCACGCCCCUGUCCACACAGUGGAUGGUGCAUAGCAUAGCGAUAGCAGCAAUAAUGGAGAUUCAUCUCGAUUGGCUUCUUCGAUUAGCGUGGAUUGCUGGAACUUUACCCAUAUUACUUGCUUCACUCCCUUCUUCUUCUUUGAACUCUUUCCAUCAACUUCUUCUAGGAUUUGCUAAGAGAGGCAAGAUUAUGCAACUAUCAUCAUCAUCAUCAUCAUUCCAUAAGUUCACAGUUCCACAGAGAUUCUUCCUUCACUUUUACUUGUUGGGUGUGGUGUGGACUACCUUUUUGCUGAUCGUAACUUGGCAUUAUGCUUAUAAGAUGACUUUAUUGGGUUCUGGCUCAUUAAUUUACUCGGUUGCUUCUGCUCACAUGGCUGGAGGUUCACGAAUGCUUCCCUUUUAUAAGUCUGGUUUUUCCAAUACCGAGCUUAAUUACAGAGUUUGGCUGUCUGUGUUCAUGCUUCUGUUGAUGGAGAUGCAUGUUUUAAGGCGCCUUUAUGAGACAGUUUAUGUCCUUAAGUACAGUCCUUCUGCUCGAAUGCACGUUUUUGGUUAUCUAACAGGACUUUUCUUCUAUACAGCAGCGCCUUUAUCACUUUGCCACUUCUGUAUAUUUGAGGCUCUUAACGUUGCAGAAUAUCGAGCAAUUGAGAUGAAUGUAAAAAACGAAGAGAUUUCACCUAUUGACUUUGAUUGGUGGGGAUACAUGACGCCUAUCUUACAGCUUGGUUGGUGUCAAUGGGCUGGUGCUGCUAUAUUUGCUUGCGGGUGGGUGCAUCAGCAACGAUGUCAUGCAAUCUUGAAAAUAUUUUGUGUUUUCCUACAAAUGAUCAGGAUUGAGUGUAACCAACGGAAUAUAUGUGCACUUCCAGACAGAUAAGCAUUUCCAAAGAAAAGCACUAGAACUGCUACAAGUGAAUUGAGUUAUGGAUGUUCCUUAGUUCCAUGGAUAGAGUGAACAUACCCAGUUGAAUACUGUUUGUUACCUUUUACCUCAUUAUACUAUGCGUUAUCUUUGUUUGGGAUAGAAUCACAUCUUUUAAAUGUGAAAAUCUUUAGAAUGGCCGUCACCUACAGCAUCUCUCCUCCUCCAUCCAGCUUGAGAAAAUCUCUAUCUACGAGUUGAUUGAGAUUUACAAUUUGUUUAUCACUUUGUCUUCUGGUAGAAAUAAUAUGCGACAAUUUAUCAAUUAAAAGGGUUGUCCUAGUGUCUUUAUUAGUUAGGAUGUGAAGCAUGGAUCAGAGUUGGAGUAACAGAGAUUCCACAUUAACAUAAUUAAAACUGAUCUGGAGGAUUGGCUUUUGUUUACAAGUAUCAGAUUUUGAAACUGGAUUUUGCUUUUGGUGGGAAAUUGACUGAAAGGAAUGAAGAUAUGGAGUGUUUCAUAUGAAGUGUUUCCUUUAUUCCCUUUUAUUACCUUGCAGAUAUCCAAUAUGAACCUUGUGUGCUAGCAUCUUUGUAAUAUUAGCAUCUAUGCUUGUCUCCUAGCAAGUUUCUGGACGAGAUUUCUUACUUUGCUCCAGGGCUCUCUGCGAAAACAAAGAAGACAAGUAGAUGAAUAUCUAAUUCCUCACGGUGAUUGGUUUGAAAUGGUUUCAAGUCCACACUACUUGGCUGAGAUG